CUUAAUUAAAAUGGCCGUAGACGGGCGUAAAUUUAUCCAAACUUUGUAUCACGGUUCGGACAUAAAACAUGAUUUUCCGUGUUUACCGUGUACUAAAGAAGGGAAGAAUGUAGCCGCUAUCAAACACUGUGUGGAAUGUGAUGAAAACCUUUGUCAAAAAUGUGUGGGUGAUCACAAUAAGUUUUCGGCAAUGAGAAGACAUCAGUUACUUGACACGAUGAAACAACCGAGCGGGAAAAAGCAAGAAUUACCAAGGCAAAGAUGUGAAAAACAUGGAGGAAAAUUGAUAGAUGUCUACUGCCCUGGUCAUGAUAAGGUUGGCUGCUCAACUUGUAUGACCGUUGAACACAGAAGCUGUACAGACAUUACUUUCAUACCAACCUUAGCGUGUAAGACUGACACUACUCAGACACUACAGCUCCUCGAAAACGAAAUAAACACACUUGAAUCCCGCUUCAUGGCGUUAAAACAAAAGAAAGCGAAGGAACUGGAUAAUGCAAAGAAAGAAAAAAGUCAAUUGAUUAAAGAAAUAAAAUCAGAAAGGAAGAAUAUUAACGACCGUCUAGACAAGAUGGAAAUGGAACUUCUUCAAGAAAUGGAUGCAACGUUUCAGAUCAAACUGAAACAUCUAGAGUCAAACAUGAAGGAAGUUGAUUUGCGGAUCGCUGCACUAAAAGAAAGUCUUCAGAAGAUAAAUGUUUCUAAACAUGAAAACGAAUCAGAGAAAUAUGUACAGGUGAAACUUAUCAAGGAGAAAUAUAAAAAUUCAAUGGGAAGUUUAAAAUACUUUGAAAGGUCAAGCAAAACAGGCACAUUACGGUUUCAUUCAUUUCGACGUGAGACUGAUUUGAAAUGUAAUACUAUUGGAAGCAUAUUACAUCUUCCAGCUACUGAAGUUGAAAACUGUUUUGGUGAAUUUAAUAUUCGGGUAGCAGGUGACAAGGAGAGGUGCGAUAUAACUGACAUGUGCAUGUGUGACGACGGUUGUAUUGUUAUGACUGAUACCAAGAACAAGAGAAUAAAAAAAUGAAUGAGUCAUUAAAGGUCAUUUCUUCGCUGAAAUUAUCUAGCGGUCCUGUAAGUAUUUGUGAGAUAAACUCGUUAGUGCUAGCCGCUACUCUGUACAAAGGAAAAGUUCUGCUUAUCUCCCAGGAAGAUCCUAUGACGGUAACAAACUCGAUCGAAGUCAGUAAUACAUGUCGAGGUAUUGAAUAUAAUGACGGGAUGAUUUAUGUUUGCUGUGGCGGUUGGAAUGCAGGUGCAGAAGGUGCUGUUUGUAUUAAAGUAUUUUCUGUUUCUGGAGGAUUGCGAUAUGAAUUAUCUUACCAUGGCGGAAUUGAAUGGCCUCGACGUAUAGUAUUAUCGAGCUCUUCAAACGAUUUCUCUGUGUUUGAUGGAUAUCAAGGUAUCAUUCAUAUAGAUAAAAACCGAAGCAUGAACAAAGUUAAUGUAGAUAACUUAGAACUUCCUGGCCCCUCUAGUAAAAGUAAAAUAAACAAAAACCUGUUCUGUGUUGCUCUUACAUCAAGCAAUUUACUUUUGAUGUCACAUGACGGGAAAUAUCAGGUAGAACUACUGGCAGGACUCGCUGGUAAAUCAAAUCUUCAGGGUAUGUGUUUCGAUAACAAAACACCACGGCUUGUUGUCUCCCAUUCGGACAGUGACAAAAUUUUCGUUUAUACUUUAAAAGUAACUGAUUGAUUUAUUUUAAAUGGACAUACCGGUAUAGCUUGUGACUUAAUCUGACCGAAUUACCGCUGGUGAAAUAAGGCAGAUGUGUGUCUCUGAAUAAAAGUUUUGACCUGCGAAAAGAAUAUUGUUUAAACAUUGUGUCACAAAGUAUAUAUGAAAAAGCAUGAAAUAUAAUAUUUGUGGACGGUAUAUUGCAGCGUAAGAUUAUGUUAUAUACAUGUUACUUUUUUUCAUAAAAAUUGUUUAGGCAUGUUAAUUUGAUGACUUCAAAAUAACUUCUGCAACUGCAUGUAUAUUAAAAAUAUCGGUUAUGCAGCAUAAAAAGUAAUAUUGAAAAUUUUAAGGUACAUUGAUUGAAAUUUCAUACUAAUGGUUGAUUUACACUAUUUGCGGCGUUUGAAAUAAUAAAUACAUCAAGGAUAAGCAAAAAUGUAGGAAAAUAUUUGUAGAAUUAUCUACAUAUGAAACACAGCCAAUUUUAAAAUCGGGCUGUAUAUAGAACGAAACAAUUAAUGCAGUAACAGUACAAAUGAUAGCUCAAUAUCCAAGUGUACAAAAGGAGGAAACUGAGCAAUCUACAAAUUUAUUAAUUGUUUUUUCUUUCUUUCAUUUUGAUUUAUCGAUUAUUUGUUUGUUUCUUUUGUUUUUUUUAACUAUGGAUUCACAGUUAACUUUAAACCUAUAAAUGUUAUUUGCCAGUAAAUGAAAUGUUAUUUUUGCUCGAUUUUUUUUAGAAAAUUUAAAGUUUAUUUUCACCUUUACAUUGACCCACAUAGCAUUUAGAAAACAUCGUCGAUCCACCAAAUAUGGUCUCGGAUACAACGAUGAACACGUGACUUUCGAUGUAAACAUAUCUAGUGGUUAUAAGUUAUAAGUAUCGGAUGUACUUAUUUAUGAACUUCAUUGGAAAAGAACCAACAUACAUUUAUUAUUAAAAAUGAUGUCUGACAAUCAGUAUCGGAAAGGACGGAAAAGUUGUGAUAGUAUAUUAUAUUAAACGAGAUCGCUAAGUUAGCGAAUUCAUAUUAAAUUUUAUCAGUUGUAUAAAAAGGGACUAUAAAGAUUUAGUUAAUUUAGUUAAUAGAUAUAUAUUUUUUCUUUUAAUUUUAUCUAAUUUAUCAAAAAUAAAUUUGUAAACACAUAGUAAUGUGCUUAUUUAAUUAUUUGAAACUAUUUCGUCAUUGCAUAUAGUUUACAUCGUUGUAUUUUGAAUUGAUAUCACGACAUUAUAGUUAUGGUUAUGGACAUAUUAUUUCAUUCUAUUUAAUACCUUUCUUGUUUGGUUGCUCCACUUUUCCAAAAUGGAAACUAUAUAGUCACCCUAAAGAUAUAUAGCUUGCUUUUGAGGUUUGUCUCUUGUCAUCUGCAGGUCUAUCUCUAUCAAAAUUUCUUUUUUCCAUUAUUUAGUUCCACCCAUUGUUUUUUCCAAGUUUAGGGCUCAUACAUUCAUCUUCUCGGGAACCGUUUUUUAUAAAAUGUCACUUAAGUGGUGACCACAUAGAAAACUGCAUGAUAAUCGCCGUAUGCAUGCACGUCUGCGUUUCUUUCUAUAGUUGAAUACUGCCUUAGCCAACGAUAAGGGUCGUGGACGGUUGUUUGAUAUGGUUUUCACUUAACGUUUGAACAUAUACUUGUUUUAAACUCCUUAUGCAUUUUU
Molecule: messenger RNA, 3349 nt
Organism: Ruditapes philippinarum (Manila clam)
Lineage: Eukaryota; Metazoa; Mollusca; Bivalvia; Venerida; Veneridae
Product: E3 ubiquitin-protein ligase TRIM33-like
Exons: 2
Coding region: 11-1030 (339 amino acids)
Molecular function (GO): zinc ion binding
Source: RefSeq, a predicted model, not a curated record